This is a messenger RNA of Gigantopelta aegis, 1192 nucleotides long. RefSeq names its product protein shisa-4-like. The record is from RefSeq and is a predicted model, not a curated record. The transcript has 5 exons. Lineage: Eukaryota; Metazoa; Mollusca; Gastropoda; Neomphalida; Peltospiridae. The coding region runs from base 63 to 647 and encodes 194 amino acids.
CUUUUGUAGUAAGUUAUUCAAGUGUGCGACACGUAGAUCUGAAAUAGGUUAGCUUAUACAAAAUGGCAACCACGUACUUAGAUCGGGUAUAUGUAUUUGGUCUAAUCUUACUGACGUUUUUUGUUUCUGGUGCAGACGCGAUAACCUGUCGAAACUAUUACCAGACAUCCAGCUGGGAAGACUUCAAUAUUCCUACAACAGAGAAAGACAACAUCGAGUGUUCAUUCGGUUGCUGCGGGUCGUUUUAUAAACGAUACUGCUGUUCCAUUCCAAUAUGGAUUAUCUUGAUUUCCGUCGUGGGAAUCAUAUUCGUUAUUUUUUUCAUCAUCACCUGCGUCUAUUACUGCGUGAAACGACAUGGUAGACCCGUCACCGUCCUUCAGACGAGAACCAUUGCUGGCGUGCCCAUUGUCUACCAGACAAAUACCGACUCAUGUACAAUUGGCGUUCCACCGUCAGCGAUGUGGACUCCUCCGCCAGCUCAUGGAGCCUAUCCAGGUGCACCGUCACCAGCCUAUCCAGGUGCACCGUCACCAGCCUAUCCAGGCGCACCGCCACCAGCCUAUCCAGGCGCACCGCCACAAGGUUAUGACAACGUACCUCCACAAGGUUAUGGCAACGUAUCGCCACCAACCAAUGCUAAAUAACCACCACCAGGCUGUCGAGGCGCACCGCCACGGACCAGUGUAGAUAUAUCACCACCGACGUCUACGGACUGAUAACGUCCGACAUAUGAUUACGCUUGUAAAUAUUUAUCUGGACAGUGCCAUAGGUAAAAUGAUAAUUAGGAUGGUUGCCGCCAUCACUAGUAUUCAAACUCCAGUACCAAAUAGUGUACAGUUAUUUUCCUAACCCUGAAGCUCAACGAACUUCAUGUAUAAACGACACCAAUAUGAAAUUAACUUGCUAAUUUUUCUCUGAGAGAGGAGAGAGAUUGGCAAAAGGGGAUUAAUUCGCAUCAAUAAGCUACCCACAGCCGCGGUACGAGUUAUGGUCCGUUUGCGUCAGUUACUAUUUAUCCCAAUAAAUUUGAUGGUAGUUUGCUAAGAAACAUUUUUACUGACAUGAUAAUUUCUUCUUCUUUUUUCUUGUUGUUGUUGUUCUUCUUCUUCUUGCUUCUUCUUCUUAUUAUUUUUUAAUGUGUAAAAUAAAUUGUGUGACUUAUAAAAUGUGAAAUAAAUAUUUCAUCUAU